AUGCCUGGCUGCCAGAGGCUCUUCUCCCCGGACCUGAACGUCACCCGUGCCCGCAGCCUGGCCUACUUCCAGGAAGUGGAGCAGGAGGCCACAGAGCAGGGAGCCAAGAUGAAGCACCUCUUCCAGUGGGAGAAGGAUGGCUGGGUGAUGGAGUUCCCAGACCAGGGGGCCGAGGCCUUGGCUGGUAAGAUGGCAAAGAGUCUCUACCGCAGGCGGAUCACCCUCAUCGACAGCUACUUGGACAGCUACUUUCCGGAGUUUGCAGCUUAUCGAGAUGUCUGCAUGUGGUGGAAGUACUAUCUCUGCACUGAUCCGGUGGUCUUCCGCUUUCAGCCGCUGGAAUUCUCGGAUGGUCACCUGCAGUGGGUCAUCGACGUCCACCCGCGAUGGCAGAAGCGCUGCUACAUCGUGAAGUCCUUUGGCCAGGGAAACCAAGCCAAGAUGCUUUUCCAGAAGCUGGAGAAGCCCGCCAUGAACGAGCAUCGCUACCAGAGCGAAGCGCUUCCCAGCAAUUUGGCGGGUCAGAGCAUCUGGUCCGAGGACGACGUGCUCCACGUUCCGACGAUGCCAUCCUUUGGUGAUCGUUUGGGCCAGGCGGACAGCGAGUUGCUGCUGUCUUACCUGACGGUGCCAUAUCUCCGGAUGCCCCUCUGCCUCAACUACUUCUCCACAGAGGACCGAGUUCAUGCGCUUUCGCAGCAAAGGCUGCGAGAUCUGCUCCAGGCUGUCGUUUUCGAGCCGGGCCGCUUCCUCCCCAGGCGACUGAGCAACCAGAUCCCAGAGAUGGUUCCCGCCGAAGAUCCCGAGCUCUUGGGAACCGGUUUCGGAUUGCUGACGAACGAGUUGGCACGGUCGCCGGAAGCUACCGUGGAUGCCGUCAUCGAGCUCUUAGACCAGGCGUUAAAGCUGGACACACAGGACCCUCACGCGAGCACCACGGAGCUGAUCCUGUCCGUCCUGCGGCUCUGUUGCAGGGUUCAGAACACCUUGGCAUUCCUUCUGUCCGUCAGCCGAGCAGAGCAUCCGAGCUGCAACGCUGAAGGGCUCAGCGAAGGUGGGCGGCCCGUGUUCUCGGAACGGACCCUGCGACAGCUGCAGGACGCCUGGCCCAGGCUGCGCAGCUCCCUGCAAUCUGUGGUGAACGACCGCAGCGCCCUGACCAUCCUUGGCCGUUGGCUUGACUCAGUGAGGACGGACUUUGGUCAACAGUUCGCGGAGGAGGAGGAGGAGAAGAAGAAGAAGAGCAAAGGCUCCGAGGAGGAGCAGACUCCAGACAUCCUCGUCUCUGGCGCCGGCGAGGAGCGUGUCAAUGGUGAGUACUGCCUUGCCUUCCGCGGAAGCGAGUCAUGCUUCUAUCAGAAAAUUGGCGACGAUGCAGUUUUCAUCGACUGCUUCAUGUCCUCCUGGGUGAUCUACAUGCGCUACACAGGUUGCGUCUACGAGGCGUCGGGCCAUCACAGCAGCCUUCCGAAAAUGUGGAAGGCCAUCCGGGGCAAGGCACCCUUGCCCAAGGUGGAGUCUGUGGUGGACAGGGAGACCCACUUGGCCUGCCAACUCCAUGGCCACCGGGUGCUUCUCCUUCGAAACCUCCGAGCUGAGGAGCUGACGGUUGACCUGGUGGAGCGGCUGCUCUGUUCGUUUGUCUUCCUCACCUCGCGACACACGUGGAAUGAGGACACCCUUGGAAUGCCGGAACCGGAGCUGUUCGAGGUGAUCUUUGCCAAGCGCUUGGAGCUCAUCGGGUGGUUGGAAGAGGCACCCUACGCGGAUGCUUGUCGGGUGCUGAACGCGGUCUUGAAGACCGCCACCGGUAUCGAGAAGGGGCCGCCGGGAUGGGCUAUUUGGCCAGAGGCAGCGAACAGGGGGAGAUACAUGGCCUUGGGCCAUCCGCAGGCCUCAACAGACGGCCGUCUACCGAUGGCGGGCUCCUUCGGUGACACGGUUCCGGCUGCUGAGGUGAAUCUGCAGAGCUUAGCCUUCCGCGUGGAGGGGCAGCAGAUGCAGGCCUUAGACGAGCGCGCGGCACAGGAUCCCGAUGUGCUCCAUGUCUUCGGUUCGUCUGCCAAGACGAUGCAAUGUGUGUCGCUUGGCGACUUCGAGCACCGCCAGGAUCGCAAGGUCGUUGGAACCGAUUAUGUCAUCAGUAUGUGGGACAAGGAGACAGGUGGCCUUCCGGAGAUCGGCCUGUGCGACCGGCUUUAUGAUCCAGACGACCUGGCAACGGAAGAGCAGUGGAUCGCCGACUUCUUCGAGCCCAUUCGCAAGAAAUACUUCGUCAAGCUGGGGUUUCCGCCAGCUGAUGUCCAGUUCUAUUUGCCGGAGAACACCGUCCCCGAAGACUCCCACGUGGUCAUCCUGGCAGGUGGCCACCCCAAGAAAUCGUCCACGAUCUGGAAGGAAGUUGUGAUCUACAAGGAUUUCGGCUGCUGCCACGUGUUUGCGAUCGAAGCCUGUGGCCGGCGGAAGUAUCGUGUGCUCGAAAUGUCGACUGAUGCGCGCUUCUGCCAUUGGGAGAUGCAGCCUGAGUCCAGCUUGGUGAAUUAUGGGGACCAGAUGCAGGUGGACAAACGUCCACGUGAUCCCUGGCCAGCCUGGGGCCGCCACCUGGCCGUGGCCUUCACCCGGGCUUUGGAAAACGGGGAAGACGAUUAUCGUGACUACUUGGGCGGGCUGCAACCGCCGCCUUUUGCACCCUCGGUGGUGAUCCAGAGGCCCGUGCAGUCGACUUUGGGACAGCCAAAGUCCACCGUGGAGGAUGCCGAAAAGCGGGUACAAGCCAAGCUGGAAAGCAAGAGCGAGGAUGCCCGCGCGCCUCCGAAGCCCAAGGGCGCCUGGGAUCGGCCUCAAGUAGGAGAGAUGGAGGAGUUCGUCCCUGCAUACCUUCUGCGCGGCCUGAUCCCGGCCAGCCUCCUUCAGUCCCACGACUUCUGGCAAAAUACGGGGCCCAGCUGCAGGCUUGUCGGGUAUGGAAAGGAGGAGAUUGUGGUGGAGCUCCUUCCUCGCGCCACCAUCCAGGGUGUGGGCGUGGAAGGGCCUUUUGACUCCACCGACGAGCCGGCGGCAUCGGCCCGGAUCACUAUGAACCUUGCAAGCUCUGAAGGAGGGGAGGUUGAGCCACACCUGUUGCUGAAUAUGAUGACGGCACCGAAGGGGACGCCACUUCACUCUGUAGCUCGUUGGGCCUCGCGCUUGGACGACUUAGCUCAUGUGUUGGCUUGGGGGCGCUGCUCCGAGGCGGACAAGUCCAAACCGACUUGGGCCUCGGCACCACUGCGCGUCCUGCAGUUCACUCGUCUUGGCCUGACCUUCUUCAUCCAGGGCGAGGAGGGGAAGCAGCGUCUCGUUUCAGCGGACUUCGGGAACCUGAGCGUCCCUCAAGCACCGAUCGCCGAGCAGGUAGCCAAGUUGCUCGCCGGAGUGCCCCACUCCGUGGUGCUCUGCGAUGAAAUGCAGGCUUUGCAUGUGCUGGUGCCGCAAACGCUUCCGGUGAGACCUGCCGUCAAGGGCCGACCCUUCACCACGGACAUUGUUUUUGAGAAGCUGAACAAGUUUGGAAAGCAGUGGAGCUCGAAAGCCAAGGUCACUUACUUCAAGUACGAGGUCCAUGUUUCCAAAGGCUUCCUCAUCGUCGCGCCCGGCGUCGCCGCUGCUGAGCUUCGUCAGAGUCAGACGGAGCAGGCGGGCGGCGGUGGCAAAGGCGGGGCUGGCAAAGGCGGCGUGGUCAGAGUCAAGAAGAAGAACAAGAAGAAAAAGGCGCACGGUGGAAAGGGUGCGCGGGAGAAGCGCCACAAAGACUUUGCAGAUCGCAUGGCUGGGCUGGAUGAGGGCCUGGCCAUCAUUAACCUCUUAGGCUACUCUGCUGAAGUCUACAUCCAAAGCUGGCCCUCCAGAGUCAGAUGGCUCAACGAUGAAGCCGGCACCGCCAAGACCUCCUGCUGCGUCAGGGUCAGCUUCUCUGCCGAAAGCUGCCGCUGUGCCUAUGGCUUCGUCAGUGUCAAAGCCCCCGGCGGCGGCAUUGACGAGCACUUUAAUUGA
Messenger RNA from Symbiodinium sp. CCMP2592, 4035 nucleotides. The record is from the annotation of a GenBank genome assembly. Lineage: Eukaryota; Dinophyceae; Suessiales; Symbiodiniaceae.